AUGUCAUUUCGUCUUCCAGCAAGGACACUCUGGCAAGCUGCCCCGAGAUUCGCGAGUAUACCACGAGUAGCUCCUCAGACAGCACGUUGGGCUCGCAGUUACGCAGUUGCAUCGGAUCAAAAUCGGACAGCCAUAGUAACAGGCUCUGCUCGUGGAAUCGGCAAGGCCAUUGCUCUUCGACUAGCUAACGAUGGAUAUGAUGUCUGCAUCAACGACAUAGAAGCCAACAAAUCUGAAGCCGACGAAGUUGUGAAACAGAUACAAGGCUUAGGGCGCAAGUCCUUCUCAUAUAGCGCCGAUGUAUCGAACCUGAGCCAGGUCCAGGGCCUAGUGAAAGCGUCUGUUUCAGAACUAGGACCAUUAAACACCAUGGUAGCGAAUGCCGGUAUCGCGCAAGUCAAGGCGCUGCUCGAUCUUACAGAGCAGGAUCUCAAGCGUAUGUUCGAAGUGAAUGUAUAUGGCGUCUACAACUGCUAUGCUACCGCAGCGAAGCAGAUGAUCGAACAAGGCAGUGGCGGCAAGAUCCUCGGCGCAGCAUCAAUCGUGGCUUUCAAGCCUUUCGCCCUCUUGUCUCACUACAGCGCCUCCAAGUGGGCCGUUCGUGGCCUUACUCAAGCCUUUGCUAUGGAAAUGGCUGAACACAAGAUCACUGUGAACGCGUAUGCGCCUGGUAUCGUUGGCACCGCUAUGUGGGACCUCAUUGAUGAGAAAUUGGGUGAGAAGACAGGCGCGAAGAAGGGGGACACGAUCAAGAAGUACACAAAUGAGUUGAUCGCAUUAGGCCGAACAAGUGUGCCUGAGGAUGUGAGCAGCACGGUCAGCUUCCUGUGCAGUAAGGACAGCGACUAUAUGACGGGGCAGACCAUUGUCAUUGAUGGGGGUAUCAUCUUCACUUGA
Molecule: messenger RNA, 897 nt
Organism: Alternaria arborescens
Lineage: Eukaryota; Fungi; Ascomycota; Dothideomycetes; Pleosporales; Pleosporaceae
Exons: 3
Coding region: 1-897 (298 amino acids)
Molecular function (GO): oxidoreductase activity, acting on the CH-OH group of donors, NAD or NADP as acceptor
Source: RefSeq, a predicted model, not a curated record